Molecule: messenger RNA, 1779 nt
Organism: Osmia bicornis bicornis
Lineage: Eukaryota; Metazoa; Arthropoda; Insecta; Hymenoptera; Megachilidae
Product: alkaline phosphatase-like
Exons: 8
Coding region: 74-1657 (527 amino acids)
Biological process (GO): dephosphorylation
Molecular function (GO): alkaline phosphatase activity
Source: RefSeq, a predicted model, not a curated record
UUGUAUUCACUGGUUUUACUCUUCCUUUCAGUGAUUCUUAGCACGAACUUUUACAAACACCUGUGCAAGAAAUAUGUUGAGAAUGAAGCUGGUCGCAAUAUAUUUUGGUUACCUUCUAAUUGGAAUAGUUGGAUCAUCGAUCAAGGAAGACUCUAAACAUUGGCGGCAACUUUCAACUGGUGAACUGGAAGAGGCUCUGUCCUAUAAAUGGAACACGAACAGAGCGAGAAACGUGAUCCUAUUCGUGGGCGAUGGCAUGAGUCCUGACACUAUAACCGCCAGUAGAAUAUACCGUGAUGGGGAGACUAGUCAAUUAGCAUGGGAGAAUUUCCCUAAUAUAGGGAUACUUAAGACGUACAAUGUUAAUAAGCAAGUACCUGACUCUGCAUCCACGGCCACAGCAUUGUUCAGUGGCGUGAAGACUAAUUACGAAGUGGUUGGUCUUGAUGGCAACGUACCAUUGGGUGAUUGUAAUGCGAGUUUGAAUACCGACUACCACGUGGACUCGAUCGUAUCAUGGGCGCAAGGUGCUGGUAAAGACACAGGAUUUGUGACGACCACCAGGGUCACUCAUGCCACUCCUGCUCCUUUGUAUGCACACAGCGCGGACAGAAGAUGGGAAUGCGAAUCGAAAAUACCAAAGAGCGCGAAACAUUGCAAAGACAUCGCGAGACAACUGGUAGAGGAUCUACCAGGAAAAAAUAUCAAGGUGAUCAUGGGAGGUGGUAGGCAAAUGUUGAAAUCCAACUCCACAGCCACUGAAUUCGAUCCAAUAGAUACAUGGGCUGGGAAAAGAGAGGAUGGUCUUGACCUUAUAGAAGCAUGGAAACGUGACAAAAUUAUACGAAAAUUAUCAUUCGAUGUCGUUCAGAAUAACGAGGAACUGUCCAAAGUGGACACCGAGAAGGUGGACUACUUGUUAGGAAUUUUUGCGAAUGGUCACAUUAGUAUGGACUGGGACAGAGAGAAAGGUCCAAAAGGACAACCAAGUCUCGAGAAUAUGACCGUGACAGCAUUAAAAAUUUUACAAAAAUCAAAACGUGGCUACUUCUUGAUGGUCGAAGGUGGGCUCAUCGACUUUGCUCAUCAUCGUGGUCAUGCUGCUCAGGCGUUAUUAGAAACUGUUAGAUUUUCUGAUGCCAUAAACGCUACCUUAAAAAUGGUCAACACUGACGAUACGUUGGUGAUCGUGACCAGUGAUCACACGCAUUCGAUGAACUUCAACGGAUACAGUGAUCGAGGCUCGUCCAUUUUGGGCAUCGCUCAAAAAUCAAAGUACGACGGGAUUCCGUACACCACGCUAACAUACAGCACCGGUGGACCAAAUAAUAUAGCAUACACGGUAAAAGACAAUGCUACCGCGGUCAGAAUCGACCCUACUAAAAACAACACAACGGACUUUACGUACAGCCAACAAGCUGCUAUAAUAUCUGACGAAGCUUAUCAUGGCGGUGGUGACGUAGCUGUGUAUGCGAUAGGACCGUACGCACAUUUGUUUCACAGCGUACACGAGCAGAGCUACGUAGCUCGAGUUAUGGCGUAUGCUGCAAACAUGGAAUCUUAUGCGUACGGAAAUAGCGCUGUGAGAAACGACUAUAAUAUUUUGGUUAUGGUUUCUUUAUACUGUUAUCUGUUUUACUUAUGUGUACUUAGCUGAAGACAAAAAUAGUUGGUCGACCUCCACGGAAUUUACUGUUACCGAAAUUCUAUUCUGAUCAAAUUGUAUUUCUGAGGUUCUGUAAAAUUAUUAUGUUUUAAAUAAAAUCGAUGCAAACAUAA